This is a messenger RNA of Engraulis encrasicolus (European anchovy), 1326 nucleotides long. RefSeq names its product T-cell surface glycoprotein CD1c-like. NCBI's taxonomy places the organism in Eukaryota, Metazoa, Chordata, Actinopteri, Clupeiformes, Engraulidae. The record is from RefSeq and is a predicted model, not a curated record. Gene Ontology annotation, cellular component: external side of plasma membrane. Gene Ontology annotation, biological process: immune response. The transcript is spliced from 8 exons. The coding region runs from base 1 to 1326 and encodes 441 amino acids.
AUGCCCCAAGUGAAGCCCAAAAUCAGACUCCUCCAGAAACCAGGUCCAGGCUCCUCAGUUCGUCUGACCUGCCUGGCCACUGGCUUCUAUCCCCAUCACAUCAACCUGACCCUGCUCAGAGACGGCCAGCCUGUGGCUGACCACCAGAUCAGUGGGGGGGAUCUGCUACCUAAUGGAGAUGAGACGUAUCAGAUGAGGAAGAGCCUGGAGGUCAGCACAGAGGAGCUAAGAGAGAAACACCUCUACACCUGCACUGCUGAGUAUCUGAGUCUGGACAACAAACUUGACAUCAUAAUAGGGUCGCACUCUGUAUGGAUGAUGGCAACUUACAUCAGGGGGAAGACACCCUUCCCAGAAUUCACAGGAUAUCUCACAUUGGAUGAUAUCGUAGUUCUGCACUUUGACUCAGAAGAGGCUAAAAUAUUGCACAUAGACACCCAUGAGGCCUCAGACACAAAGUUCACUGCCGAAGAGCUCAGUUAUUUCAGAACGUAUGUAGGAUAUAUACAUGGAAGACUUAAAAACAGAGCAUCUUAUUUGAAAAAACACUUCAACGACACUAAAGAUAUCUCUGUAUUUCAGAGAGCUGCUGGAUGUGAACUGCUGGAGAAUGAUAAACCAGGACCAAUGUUCAACAAGGAUGCUUAUAAUGGAGAAAUUGUAGAAGUAGAGUAUUAUGAUGCAGACAAAGAUUCUCUUCACACUGAUCGCAGGUUGCCAGACAUGAACAGUUUCAUAUGGAAUCAUUUAUCUCCUUCGCGAUAUGGAUUGAUUUAUCAUCCCAACUGCAUACAAUUUCUAAGAAACCGUCUUGAAACAGAAAGGGGGCGUGUGCUAAAGAAAGUAAAACCCAGACUCAGACUCCUUCAGAAGACACUAGAGGACUCUGGAGGGGUCAGAGUGACCUGCCUGGCCACUGGCUUCUACCCCCGUCACAUCAACCUGACCCUGCUCAGAGACGGCCAGCCUGUGCCUGACCACCAGAUCACUGGGGGGGAGCUGCUACCUAAUGGAGAUGAGACAUACCAGAUGAGGAAGAGCCUGGAGGUCAGCACAGAGGAGCUACAGCAGCAUCACUACACCUGCACAGCUCAACACCUCAGUCUGGAUAACAAACUGGACAUACACCUGGAUGGCAGUCUUGAUCCAGUGUCUGCAGUGCCGUUGUGGCUGGUGAUCAGUAUUGCACUGCUUUUAAUGUUGACUAUCAUUGUUAUGGUAGUUGCUGCCAUCAAAUGGUACAGACGGCAUCCAGGUCAACCGAAUGUGUAUGCUUUGGCACCAACAACACAAAGAGCAGUGCCAGACACCUCACCUGAAGACUAG